AUGGAUUAUAAACCGAUCCUAAUUCCCAUUUCUUCCUCGAAACGGAACCGACAAGGAGUAUCUGAAGGGGGAUCGAUUCGUCCGGAUAAAUCUCCCGGAGGGCGUCGAAGUUGGAAAAAAUAUUUUUUGUCGAGUCGUCGAGUUCUCCAGCUGAUCAACAAUCCGACGGAGCGUCAACAUCUGCUGGAAAGGCCACACUCCAGCAGAAGGGAGCUUAGAAGCCACCAAGUCUGGCCACAAUGCCAAAAUCCCGAGCAAAUGCGAUCAAGCGUCAAUGUUCUGAGGUAA
Caenorhabditis remanei is the source of this 288-nucleotide messenger RNA. RefSeq lists its product as uncharacterized. The record is from RefSeq and is a predicted model, not a curated record. Bases 1 to 288 code for a protein of 95 amino acids. Lineage: Eukaryota; Metazoa; Nematoda; Chromadorea; Rhabditida; Rhabditidae. The transcript has 3 exons.